CAGACGCGAGUGGCGGACGCGCGGUGCGGGCGCUCAGGCCGUGCCCGGCGGGGCCCACGCGGCAACCGCGCGCCCAGCGCGGCCCGGCUAGGCGACGCAGGGGCUGGGUCGGCCCGGCCAUGCCGCUGGAGGCGGAGGAUGCGCUGUACGUGGCGCUGGAGCUGGCCAUCGCCGCGCUGUCGGUGGCGGGCAACGUGCUGGUGUGCGCGGCGGUGGGCACGUCGAGCGCGCUGCAGACGCCCACCAACUACUUCCUGGUGUCCCUGGCGGCAGCCGACGUGGCCGUGGGGCUGUUCGCCAUCCCCUUUGCCAUCACCAUCAGCCUGGGCUUCUGCACCGACUUCCACAGCUGCCUCUUCCUCGCCUGCUUCGUGCUGGUGCUCACGCAGAGUUCCAUCUUCAGCCUCUUGGCCGUGGCCGUCGACAGGUACCUGGCCAUCCACGUCCCGCUCAGGUAUAAGAGUUUGGUCACUGGGACUCGAGCGAGAGGAGUCAUUGCUGCCCUCUGGGUCCUCGCCUUUGGCAUCGGACUGACCCCGUUCCUGGGCUGGAACAGUAAGGACAGUGCCACCAACUGCACGGAACCCUGGGAUGGAGCCACCAACAGAAGCUGUUGCCUCGUGAAGUGUCUGUUUGAGAACGUGGUCCCCAUGAGCUACAUGGUGUAUUUCAACUUCUUUGGGUGCGUCCUGCCCCCGCUGCUCAUCAUGCUGGUGAUCUACAUCAAGAUCUUCAUGGUGGCCUGCAGGCAGCUUCAGCACAUGGAGCUGAUGGACCACUCCAGGACCAUCAUCCAGCGGGAGAUCCACGCCGCCAAGUCCCUGGCCAUGAUCGUUGGCAUUUUUGCUCUCUGCUGGCUGCCACUACAUGCCAUCAACUGUGUCAGUCUCUUUCAGCCAGCCCGGGCAAAGAAUAAGCCCAAGUGGGCAAUGAACACGGCCAUUCUCCUGUCACAUGCCAACUCGGUGGUCAAUCCCGUUGUCUAUGCCUAUCGGAACCAAGACUUCCGCUAUACUUUUCACAAAAUCAUCUCCAGGUAUGUCCUCUGCCAGACAGGUGUCUUCAAGAGUGGGAACGGGCAGGCAGGGACACAGCCUGCCCUUGAUGUGGGCCUAUGACCGAGGGCCCGGCCUCUUCAAGAAGGCACACGUUCACA
This is a messenger RNA of Neomonachus schauinslandi (Hawaiian monk seal), 1156 nucleotides long. It is a transcript of the gene ADORA2B, whose product is annotated as adenosine A2b receptor. Gene Ontology annotation, cellular component: membrane. Gene Ontology annotation, biological process: vasodilation; adenylate cyclase-activating G protein-coupled receptor signaling pathway; G protein-coupled adenosine receptor signaling pathway. Gene Ontology annotation, molecular function: G protein-coupled adenosine receptor activity. The record is from RefSeq and is a predicted model, not a curated record. Lineage: Eukaryota; Metazoa; Chordata; Mammalia; Carnivora; Phocidae. The transcript is spliced from 2 exons. Bases 120 to 1118 code for a protein of 332 amino acids.